UCGAGUCUGCGGUGCCAUGGCCCUGGUGCCCUACGAGGGUCCGGGGGGGCUGCGGCAUUUCCACCAGCCGCUGGCCGCCUUCUCCUUUGCGGACCGCGCGAUUCGCAUCCGGCAGAACUGGAGGCAGCUGGGCGUCGCCGCGGUGGUGUGGGACGCGGCCGUGGUCCUGUCUGCCUACCUGGAGACGGGCGCUGUAGAGCUGCAGGGCCACACUGUCCUGGAGCUGGGCGCUGGCACUGGGCUGGUGGGCAUCGUGGCUGCACUGCUGGGUGCUCAUGUGACAAUCACCGACCGAAAAGUGGCCUUAGACUUUCUGAAAGCCAAUGUUGAGGCCAACUUACCUCCUGAUAUCCAACCCCGAGCUGUGAUCAAAGAGCUAACUUGGGGGCAGAAUUUGGGGCUUUUUCCACCUGGAGAAUGGGACCUGAUACUGGGUGCUGAUAUCGUCUAUCUGGAGGAGACGUUUGAAGACCUUCUCCACACCCUAGAACACCUCAGUGGCCUCCACUCCGUGAUUCUCUUGGCUUGUCGCAUUCGCUAUGAGCGAGACCAGGCCUUCCUAGCCAUGCUGGGGCAACUGUUCACUGUGACAAAGGUCUACUAUGACCCGGAGAGGGACGUGUACAUUUAUAGAGCCCAGAAGAGGCUGCCUACAGAGGACCUGUAGCUGGUUGGACCUCGGAACCCCAUUUUAUUGGGGGUGCUACAACCCCAGAAUAUUAACUGGGCAGAAAGUGGGACUGAAAAUCUUUGCGAGAUGAAGUUUACUCAGCUGAAUGGAGAGUUUGAAAAUAAAGCAGGAGAGUUUGAGAACACAGCGGAAGCUUUUGAGGACCAAGCAGCACAUUGUCUGUCCGUCUGCUGCCCUGUGGGGCUGUAUUUCGCUCACUCUGACAAUCAGCUCUGAUUAAAACUGGAUGUGAGCUCCUAUAGCCCUUGUCUAUGGCCAUCCCAGUGCCUUCAGGCAUGUCCUUCUCCAGGGAUUCAGGGAUCCUUGGGCACGAGGCUUGGUGAGGUUGUCUGUGAUCCUGCUGAAACAUCUCCCGGUAGAAGAUGAGCCCCAUUUCCUCACUUUCCAAGUUUCAAACAUGCCAUUGAGCA
Suncus etruscus (white-toothed pygmy shrew) is the source of this 1101-nucleotide messenger RNA. RefSeq names its product methyltransferase 21A, HSPA lysine (gene METTL21A). The coding region runs from base 17 to 667 and encodes 216 amino acids. Gene Ontology annotation, biological process: peptidyl-lysine methylation. The record is from RefSeq and is a predicted model, not a curated record. Lineage: Eukaryota; Metazoa; Chordata; Mammalia; Eulipotyphla; Soricidae. Gene Ontology annotation, molecular function: protein-lysine N-methyltransferase activity. Gene Ontology annotation, cellular component: cytoplasm; cytosol. The transcript is spliced from 3 exons.